AUGCCCGCCCCCCACGGUAAUAACCACGCCCACAUCGCAGAUGACACGCCCACUCACCCGUCCUUCCACGCCCUCCGGGGAGGUGAAGCCGCUAGCGAAAACACGGAUGUGCUCCGAGGAGUGACCGGAGCCCGGCGCGGACGCAGUGGCAGACGAUGUGGACGGGAGCCGCUGCACAUGGAGCCGGCCGGCGAGGCCGCGGCGGCGGCGGCCCUCGUGCCCGGGAGCGCCGAGGUGAAACCGUGCGCCGCGCCCGAGCGGGUCGUGGACCCCAGCGACAUCAGCCCCAGCGCCCUGCACGCCGCCGUGAGGGACUCCCAGCUGAACAUCGUCCAGGUGGAGGACGACGUCCCCGGGCUGGGCGCCUCCUGCCUCUACCUGGUCCCCUCCGCGCCGGGGGAGGGGGAGCAGGAGGAGGUGGGGGCCCCUCUCCGCGGUCGGGAGGCCGGGGCGGGGCCGGCCGAGGCCGAGGAGCCCGGGAAGAGAGAGCCCAAGGAAAACGGGCUCGUGCGGAUUUACACGGGCGUGUGCGAGCAGCUCAUGGCCCUGAACGAGGGGGACGGGAAUCUGGACCCCGGCCGGCACGCUCAGCGGGAAGCCGGACGGAACCCGCGCUGCCCGCCGGCCUGCGCCCCCGCUGAAUCGCUGUCCUGUCGGAGCGCUCGGCCUGGACGCAGCGCGGCAGAGCUCGGGCCCGGCGCGGAUCUCGCCGCGGGGGAGAGCAUCGCGCCUGUCAAGCGAGCCCGGGAGGAGGCCCUCGCCCGCAGCGCGCAGGGGCCGGGCCCCGUCAUCAAGAGGGUCUUCGACCAGGAGUGGUGCAGCUCCCUGUGGAGCUCCGCCGAGCCGGCCUGCGAGAGCAGCAGGGUCCCCCGACCGGACCGCCGGGACGCUGCCCACGCCGGGGCAGGGGUCUCCGAGCUGCGGGGGGCCGCGGUGAAGCAGGAGGUCGAUGAGCGGAGGGGGUUUCCCACGGCGGCGCCGGGCUCCCACCUGAGCUUGGUCCAGGUUAAAGACGAGCGCCCUGACCUGGGCACUGCCCCUCUUUACUCUGCCCGUGCCCACCCUGCGCCAGGAGAGCGCCGGUCUCUCCGUGUGAUGGAGGAUGUGUCCGGGCUGGCAGGGGGGCCCAUCAAGAGGGAGGCGGUUGAGGAGGAGCUGGUGCAGGUGUGUAUGAACGCGGAGGACAGCAGGCCGGAUUCCAGGCCUCAAGCGGAAAGGACGCCCCAGUGCGCGAGGAUGCCCGCCAGCGACCGCAGGACCCCCGGAGGCGCCCGUGUGGCCUUCGAGCGGGCGUCUGAGUCGGUGCCCGCCCAGAUCAAGCCCUUCCUGCGCAGGGUGAGGUACACGGUGUACCACGGGCCCGGGGCGGAGACCGGGUGCAAGGAGGAGCUGGACAGGGAGGAGGGACAGGGGGAGCCCACCGUCGUCGUCGUGUUGCAAACAGGCGCCCAGGCACCUUGCAGAACGGGGUCCGGCAGCUGGCCUGUCCGUCAGAUGAGAACCCCCAGAAUGAGACCGUUGGCGCCCCUGAACACACCCCAGUGCACACAACAAAUUUCCAGAGUCGUCUGGCGUACCACCUGGGGGGUGCUCCGUGUACCACAGUUUGAGAACCACUGGUCCAGUGCUCACAACCCAGUUCUCUCACCCCCUCCCUGUGGCAGACAUUCCAGUUCCGUCACAGGAUGAACCGAGGGGCUGUGGUCCGUCUGUCCCGGGACCCUGCAGCUCCUGA
Lepisosteus oculatus (spotted gar) is the source of this 1735-nucleotide messenger RNA. NCBI's taxonomy places the organism in Eukaryota, Metazoa, Chordata, Actinopteri, Semionotiformes, Lepisosteidae. The record is from RefSeq and is a predicted model, not a curated record.